Rhagoletis zephyria (snowberry fruit fly) is the source of this 3021-nucleotide messenger RNA. Its product is annotated as non-lysosomal glucosylceramidase-like. Gene Ontology annotation, molecular function: beta-glucosidase activity. The record is from RefSeq and is a predicted model, not a curated record. Lineage: Eukaryota; Metazoa; Arthropoda; Insecta; Diptera; Tephritidae. Gene Ontology annotation, biological process: carbohydrate metabolic process.
GUUUUUUCAUUAUCUUGAUACGCGGUUUUGCAUUUUAUUGAUACGCGGUGUUGUACUUUAAACGAAGAUAUAAGCCUCGUAUGUUUAUUAGAACUAGUUACUUUUUAAUAUUUAGUAUUCCACUUCUGAUUUAUUUUAUAUCUUAACGUCCAUUGAUAUUGCCCCAACCGUUUUAACAGUUUAUUUUCUAUUUUUAAUGUUUAUGCCCCCGCGUAGUUGUAAUUUAGAAUAACACACCUAUGUACUUACGUAUUUUGAUGUUCUUGUAUUAAGUUCGUGUUCAGUUGUAUCGUCUUACUGUUAAGUUUAAAAAACAACCAAUCCUUGAAGCUAACACAAAACAUGAUAAAGUUUUCAACUUUAUUUGCAAUUGUGCUUUUUAAUUUAUUUUUCCAUAUUUUAUCUUACCCUCUUUUGUGCAAAAUCACACGCUCAAAAUUUACUUGCACACACCCGCUAUUCGAAAUUUGAUUUGUGUGCUAAAUUUUAUUUGCCUACGACCGAAAAUUUUCUGCACCACGGACUUCAAUGCCGCCAACACCUACACUACAAUACACAUGUUGAAUUGGGGAAAUGCUCCCUCGACAGCAUCAACUCUCAAUGUACAAGUAAUAUGCCCAAUUGCAGCAGUCGUUCCAAGCAACCGCUAAAUGCCUGGCACUCCAACAUCGACGACACGAAAUGCUCAUACACAGGUCUCUAUCCGCGCGCCUGGACCGAAUAUGAUCUCACUGCGUACGGCGUGCGACUGAUUUGUCGUCAGAUUUCGCCCGUCAUACCGCACGACUACAAAGAUUCAUGCCUGCCAUGCGCCGUCUUCGUGUGGUCUGUGGAGAAUGUGUGCGCGGAGGAGCGUAAGGUAUCCAUUACAUUCACCUUCAAGAAUGGUACCGGCACCAAGAAGCAGGAUGCAGAGGGCGGCGCUGAGGCGGUGCUCAUAUCGCAGGGCAAUGUGAAGGGCGUAGGCAUACGACAGAAGAUCGCUGGCAUGCCAUGCACCUAUAAUUUGGGUUGUCGCGUAUUGCCCGAAAUCAGUAUUACACGCUGCACGCAGUUCGAUCCGAGCGGCACGGGAGAGCAGCUAUGGUCCGAUUUGAAGGAGAACGGACAUCUUAGUGAGAAGCAUUGCGAUGAGGCGUUGAAAACCAAGGAUCUCGGUGUUGCUUUAUGCGCACAAGUUGCAGUCAAACCAAAUUCUAGUCAUGAUUUGGAGUUCGUAUUAGUUUGGGAUAUGCCACACAUACAUUUCCCAAAGAAGCACAAAAACUAUACGCGUUACUACACAAAAUAUUUUGAUGCGUCUGGCGAAGCUGGUCCAAAGAUAUGCGAGUAUGCAUUGAAGCACUAUGGCAGCUGGGAGAAAUUGAUUGAUGCUUGGCAGCGUCCAAUACUUAAUGAUGAUGGACUGCCUGACUGGUACAAAUGCGCCAUAUUUAAUCAACUCUAUUAUAUUUCGGAUGGCGGUACAAUUUGGCUUACUUGUGAUUCCUCAUUCGGCAAGGAAUUGAACUAUGAUGACCCCAGGUUGGCUUACGGCCGCUUUGGCUAUUUAGAGGGCCACGAGUACCGCAUGUAUAAUACUUACGAUGUACAUUUUUAUGCUUCGUCAGCGCUCUCCCNUUUUUUUUAAGUUUUAUUAGAAAGAUUAAUGUAUUUUUUUUUUUCAAUUCAAACAUUAUUUUUACCAUUUCCAGAAAAUCGCAAAUCCGCAUCGUUGUACAUCAAUGAAACGAACGGCAAAGUUUAUCUUAUGGAUGCCAUGGCUUACUUGAAGGCAAUGUAUCCAGCAUGUAAAACAAUUAUGGAGCGUACCAUAGAAUAUGACACAGAUAAUGAUGGACUAAUUGAGAAUACGAAAUCGCCAGAUCAAACGUACGAUACCUGGGUAAUGGAUGGACCUAGCGCCUACUGUGCAGGCCUAUGGCUCGCUGCCUUGCAAACUAUGUCGGUAAUGGCUACGCUGCUGGAUCAGCCCAACGAUUGCCUUCGUUUUCAGGAUAUAUUGGAGAAAGGCAAGCGUUCUUUGGAAGAAAAACUAUGGAAUGGCAGUUAUUACCGUUUCGAUAUGCACAACAAGGACACUAUAAUGGCCGAUCAAUUGUGUGGACAUUGGUAUCUGAAAACAUGUGGAUUCGAUUAUGAAGUCUAUUCAAAGGAGAAUGUACGUGCAGCUUUAAAAGAAAUCUACAAAAAUAAUGUUAUGGGUUUCUACGGCGGCAAUAUUGGUGCAGUCAACGGUUUCAUUGCUAAUUCGGAUCCUGAAAAACCAGGCCACGCCGAUUACACCACUUUACAAAGCGAGGAGGUAUGGCCAGGUGUUACUUUUGCUUUAGCCGCCACUAUGAUACAAGAGGGCAUGUUUGAUGAGGGCUUCCAAACCGCUGGUGGACUCUACAAAACGCUGAGUGAGAGAAUUGGUAUGAAUUUCGAGACGCCAGAAGCGUUAUAUGGUGAAAAGCACUAUCGAUCAAUUGGUUAUAUGAGACCGCUAAGCAUUUGGUCCAUGCAAGUGGCUUGGGAGAGAAGAAAAGCGCUACGUGACUAAAGAAGAGACGACAAAGCAAUUUCAUCCGUUUUAAAUAUAAUGACAUGUUUACAGUUUGAAAGCAUUUUCAGCGUGCAGCUAACACAGCUGAUAUGAAAACUAAAAGACACAGCAUUAAAGGCAAAAGAAAAUGGUUUUUUUUCACCAUGUCUCACGGCUCAUAUAACACAAAAUUCAGUGCAAAAAUGUAUGGAUGUAUUGCUACGAAAAAAAGUACAAGUUGUUAAGCUUACUAUUUGUAAAUGUCAUAAAUUUGAAAGCAUUUUGUAAAACGUUUUUAAUUUUAAGUGGAUAUUCCCAUUUUGAAAAUAAGCUUAGCUAAGACACGCUUACAAACCAAUGAUUAAGAAAUGAGCUAUGUAACUAGUUGUAGUUGUGAGAGCACAAGAUUUGAUAUUUUUACAGAUGCGAGCAAACUUUGAUUUUGCGAAAGUACAAAAAACGGGAAAUAAAGUCGAACCAAAUUUAAAAAUGCA